This is a messenger RNA of Salmo salar (Atlantic salmon), 2516 nucleotides long. It is a transcript of the gene ptgs1, whose product is annotated as prostaglandin-endoperoxide synthase 1. The record is from RefSeq and is a predicted model, not a curated record. Gene Ontology annotation, cellular component: neuron projection; cytoplasm. Lineage: Eukaryota; Metazoa; Chordata; Actinopteri; Salmoniformes; Salmonidae. Gene Ontology annotation, molecular function: oxidoreductase activity, acting on single donors with incorporation of molecular oxygen, incorporation of two atoms of oxygen; peroxidase activity; prostaglandin-endoperoxide synthase activity. Gene Ontology annotation, biological process: cyclooxygenase pathway; response to oxidative stress.
CUGAAGUGAACCAGGAGAUGGGGAGCUACACCACUCGUUUCGCUUCUACUUUCUCGCAGUCAUAAUGUCCUGUAUGUAAUUCUGUGUGGACUUGUCAGUUUUUAGAUGGUAUCUAAAUAGUUUCCUGUCUGAAAAUACUUCGUAUCGGGUAUGGGUGUUUAUUUAUGAGAGUACUCUAAUAACUACUUGUUUUUGUUGCACUCCCUUACUGAGAAGAGCGCGCGCGUUGAAGGUGCGUUUUAUGCAUUACAUCUUACAAUGAGAGAGUGCUUCGUGUGCGUAUGGGCGUUUAUCCUGCUGCUAAGGUUACCAACAUGUCCAGGGGAAGAGAUCAAAGACGUCUCUGCGAAUGUUGUGAAUCCCUGUUGCUAUUACCCCUGUCAAAACUGGGGUGUGUGUUUAAGGUUUGGCACUGACCGCUAUGAAUGUGACUGCACUCGCACUGGCUUCUAUGGACAGAAUUGCACUAUCCCUGAGUUCUGGACAAGGGUCUACCUGAAGCUGAAGCCGAGCCCUGAUGUGGUCCACUACAUUCUCACACACUUCCACUGGCUGUGGAGCCUCAUCAACAGGACCUUCCUACGGGACUGGCUCAUGAGGGUGGUCCUCACAGUCAGAGCAAACCUUAUUCCCAGUCCUCCUACCUUCAACUCAAAGUAUGGAUACCUCAGCUGGGAAUCCUACUCUAAUGUCUCCUAUUACACCCGUAUCCUACCGCCUGUGCCUGAAGACUGCCCCACCCCUAUGGGUGCCAAAGGAAAGUCUGUCCUCCCAGACCCAAAGCUGGUGGUGGAGAAGUUUCUGCUGAGGAGGAAGUUCAGGCCAGAUCCACAGGGAACCAACCUGAUGUUUGCUUUCUUCGCUCAGCAUUUCACCCAUCAGUUCUUCAAGACUCAAAACAGCAUGGGCCUGGGCUUCACCAGGGCGCUGGGGCAUGGGGUGGAUGCCGGCAAUGUUUACGGCGAUAAUCUGGUGCGUCAACUGAACCUCCGGCUUCUUAAAGACGGAAAGAUGAAAUACCAGGUAAUUAAAGGUGAGGUGUACCCUCCAACGGUAGCAGAGGCGCCGGUGAAUAUGAGCUACCCUCGAGGGGUUCCCGAGGGGCAGCGCAUGGCCAUUGGGCAGGAGGUGUUUGGGCUGCUGCCAGGCCUCACCUUGUACGCCACCCUGUGGCUGAGAGAACACAACCGCAUCUGUGACAUCCUGAAGGCCGAGCACCCCACCUGGGGGGAUGAGCAGCUCUUCCAGACCACCAGGCUCAUCGUCAUAGGUGAGACUAUCCGGAUAGUGAUCGAGGACUACGUGCAGCACCUGAGCGGCUACCUGUUGGAUCUGAAGUUCGAUCCGGUCCUGCUCUUCAAGUCCACGUUCCAGUACAGGAACCGCAUCGCUGUGGAGUUCAACCAACUAUACCACUGGCACCCCCUGAUGCCAGACAGCUUCCACAUAGACGGAGACGUGGUGCUCUACUCCCAGUUCAUCUUCAACACCUCCAUCGUCACACACUACGGGGUGGAGAAACUGGUGGACGCUUUCUCACGCCAGUGUGCUGGACAGAUAGGAGGUGGGAAGAACAUCCACCCAGUGGUGACCAAGGUGGCCGAGGGUGUUAUUGAAGAGUCCAGGGCUCUGCGUCUCCAACCCUUCAACGAGUACAGGAAGAGGUUCAACCUGAGGCCCUACACAUCUUUCUCUGACUUCACUGGUGAGGAGGAGAUAGCCAGGGAGCUGGAGGAGCUCUAUGGUGACAUCGAUGCGCUGGAGUUCUACCCUGCCCUCAUGCUGGAGAAGACACGCCCCAACGCCAUAUUUGGCGAGAGCAUGGUGGAGAUGGGGGCUCCGUUCUCCCUGAAAGGCCUUCUGGGUAACCCGAUCUGUUCCCCUGAGUACUGGAAGCCCAGCACGUUCGGAGGCCAGACAGGCUUUGAUAUAGUCAACUCAGCCUCGCUGGAGAGACUGGUGUGUCUGAACAGUAAGUGGUGUCCGUACGUAGCCUUCAGUGUGCCUCCAGCCGGGCAGGAGCCGCCGCCAAGGAAACCGUCCACUGAACUGUAAGCUAUAGUGAGUUUACUGUAUUCCAUGGUUACGUUAGUGUUGUUGUAUGGUAUUAUUCUAAUGCCCUUGCCCACCUUUGAUGCCUGUACUGUAUAUUAUGUUUACAAUGCAAGGACUGCAUUUAUGAAUCAUCACCAAGUUCCCUAUGUACGUUGUACUUUGUGAACAUGAAAAGUAGCCCGGAUAAAAACUCAUAAAAUAUAAAUAAAAUAAAAUAAUAAAAUAGUCAAACAGUGAAAUAGUCUGUAAUAAGGUUUAUUUGAUAUUGAUUUAGGUCUACAUUACAGUACAUCCAUAAUGAUCUAGCUAUGGUCAUUGAUUUAACAGUAUUUUUGCAAAAAGGUACAAACGAAAAUCACAUUGUGGAAACUGUAUAAUAGAAUAUUGUCAAAUGAAGUACAGCAGUAUUAUUUUCACCUUGUUGGCAAUUCUUGAGUAAAUAAAAAAAUCUAUUUGAUACA